CCUGACGGUAUAUCGGCGGGCCAGGCUGCAGGGAGGACGCCGGAGAAAGCGAGUAGGAUUGUAGUAGAUUAUUAUGGCAGCCACAGGAGGAGGGAAAAUGAGAAGUAGGCGAUAUUACAUCGCUUCCAAACCUUAUGCAAAAAACAAGCAGCAAGGAAUUAUUAAGAGAGUGACAGACACAGUAAAGAAUAUAGUUCCUAACUGGCUGCAGAGAUACUUUACGAAUAAUGAAGAAACAGAUACACAGACACAGGAUCGUCAACAGACUGCACAAGAACAGGAAACAGAAGAAAAUGACCCCAUAAAUCUUGAGGAAGAUGACAUCUUGCACAUCCCAGUGGAACCAGAUGUCAUAGAACCUAGUGCUAGUAGCAGAGAGCAAUCAAUAAGUCGAUCUACUUUGAAUUCUCAAGACACACUGGCAAGGCCACCUCUUAAUCGAAGUCAUCUUAGCUUUCCCACACUGGACUCGCCCCUUUGUCAGCCUUCUACUUCGGCUGCAUUUCCAAUUGGCAGUUCAGGAUUUUCCCUUGUGAAAGAAAUCAAAGAUUCUGCCUCUCUGCAUGAAGAUGAUAAUAUCUCUACCACCAGUGGCUUUUCCUCUAGAGCAUCUGAUAAAGAUGUGACCACUACAAGAAAUUCUUCACUGCCAAUUUGGUCCACAGAAAUGGAUGUUACUAACACGGUUGUACAGCAGGCAGGUUCCAGUGUACGAAAGCCUGCUUUCAAUCUGUCUGUAUUUGGGGCAUCGUCGGCUUCUCCUGGGAGUAGUUCAUUGCUUAAUUCUAGUCGACUUGGUGACUCUCCCUUCUAUCCUGGUAAAACAACAUAUGGAGGAGCAGCUUCAGUAAAGUCAUUUAACUCCAGAGGUCGUGGUUGUCCUUAUCAGGCACCUGUUAGACAGCAGAUAAAGGCAAAGCAGACAUGUUCGCCAUCUUUUGGUGUGACAAGUGCCACAGCACGAAGAAUUCUUCAAUCUUUAGAACGAAUGUCAAGUCCUUUAGCUGAUGCUAGAAGGAUUCCGUCAUCUAAUAUUUUGCCCUUGCAUACGACUCUGGACAGUAAUGACCAAGAAUGCUCUUCACUUCAUUGCAAGAGGAAAAAGAUGGAUAUUUCAUGUCCUCCAGUUCAGAAUAUUGUGACACCAAAAGCAGCUUCUGUAGCAGUGAACAGGUCACACUUCAAACCAUCCUUAACUCCCACUGGUCGUUUGAGCAAAGUUAAUGAAACCAGUAUGAAAGAAAGGAUUCCACCAAAACAGUCGGGGCCUUUUCUCCCAGAUCCUACUAUGAGAGCAAGGAGCAGUUUUCCACUCAGCAGCACUCCAGCAUCCAAUGGAUUGCCUUCGGGAGGAGCAGGAGGAAAAAUGAAGAGGGAGAGACUAGGCCAUGCCUCAGUUAAAUUUUCACAGGAAGGACAGGUGAAAGUCCCAGACCUGCCACGUGUGGCAUUACCUAUUAGCAAGACCACAAUGCCUUCUUUUAGUUUUGAAUCUUCUCUGUCUUCAGAUGGUAUAUUCAAGGCUACAGCCGCCACAGCUUCUAACAAAGUGUCUUCUCCAGAUUUAAAUGGUACCGCUUUCACUUUUUCAUCACCCAUUGUCAAAGUUUCAGAGCCAAGUCUACCUCCUUUUAUGACAUCUCCUCCAUUCACCUUUAGUGCACCUCUUGCUAAAAAUGGUCCAAAUUUUAGUUUGGAUGUGCCUGUGACAUCUGCACUCACCCGAGGUAAAGCCAAGCAUACAUCUGCAUCUUCUGAUACUUCACCAGGAAGUAAAAAUGGUCAGGGUCUGAUCACAACAGCAAAAACCCUGAAGCAGGGCAGUGUGCUCGAUGUUCUCAGAGGACCUGAUUAUGCAUCUCCAUCUCAUCCACCUUCUUCAGAAUCUUCAGCUCAAACAAAACCUCUUCUGUCCAGUGCUGAAAGCCAUGUCUCGCAAGGUUUAACAAGCUUUGAUAAAUUUAAACCAGCAAAAGAUUCCUGGAAAUGUGAUGUGUGUCUUUUGCAAAAUAAAGCAACAGAUAGCAAAUGUGUUGCAUGCAGUGCCCUCAAGCCAAAUGCAGCUGAGGCAGUGAAAGCACCUGUGGGAACUAGUGGUAGUAGUUCAGACAGAAGUAAAACCUCUGCAAGUGAGAGGGCACCCAGUCUCUUGGAAAAGUUUAAACCACCUUUGGGAACCUGGGAUUGUGACACUUGUUUAAUACAGAAUAAACCUGAACUUCUGAAGUGUGUGGCAUGUGAAACUGCAAAACCUGGGACUGGUGUUAAACCUGCCUUGACCUUGCCUUCUGUGGAAAAAAUAUUGACUCCAAGUAGUACAAGCUCCACUAGCAUCAGUACAGCAGUAUCUUCUCAGAUUCCUGUGUUGGGAUUUGGGGACAAGUUUAAAAAGUCAGAAGGAGCCUGGGAUUGUGAAACAUGCUGUGUGAGAAAUAAGGCAGAAGAUAUAAAAUGUGUUUGUUGCCAGAGUGCAAAACCAGGAGCUACAGCAACUCAGAGUGUGUUUCCCUCCAACACCACAACUGCUUCUUUACCAUCUGGUGGGUUGAUGGGUUUUGGAGACAAAUUCAAAAAGCCAGAAGGAAGCUGGGAAUGUAAUGCAUGUCUAGUGGAAAACAAACCUGAAGCCUCCGUAUGUGUAGCUUGUCAGACUUCUAAACCUGGAACUAAGGUGGAGCUGAAAGGAUUUGCACCACCUGCUUUGCCCACAACUACUGCAUCUCUUUUUACAUUUGGAGUUCCAUCUUCCGCAAGCACAGCUACAGCAGGUGUCAAGUUUGAAGAUUUUGGUGGAGUGAAAUUAGUUACACCUGCUGGAGACUCUGCCUCCUCUUCUCCUGGUGGAUUUGGUGGAAAAUUUAAAUUUGGAGUUGGGUCUUCUGAGAAAAAGACAGACAACAGUGAUAGGCCAUUAUCAAAGACAUUCGGUAGUGAAUUUAAAUUUAGUGCAUCAAAUGUUGCUUUUGGCACAGGAUGCAGCACUCUUCAGACAGACAGCAGCAGCGAUUCAGGUAAAGAGAUUUCUGCAGGAUUCUCUUUUGGACAGUCAGGCUCAUCUGAGGUAAAAGCAUCUGAAGGAAGAUUUAAGUUUGGUACUCCAAAUGAGAAAAAUGAUCUUGGGUCUUCAUCUACACCUACCUUUACAUUUGGAAAAACUGAUGAGAAGAAAGUCCCUGAGGAAAAGGUAUCAACACUGGGCUUUGGUUUUGGGAAGCCAAUAGAAAAAGAAGCUUGCACUUCUGUAGCCACCUGUACUACGUCAACCCCAACUGCAGUCAAUCCUACCUUUACAUUUGGAAAGAAUGAACAAAAACAGGACUCUAACACUGGCACCACCUUCACAUUUGGAAAAGAGGCAGAGGCACCAGCAUCACUUGGUUUCUCUUUCAAUAAGCAGCAACUGGCAGCCAAAGACGACAUCAAAUCGCCCUUUGAGUUAGGUAAAACAGCAGAGAAGCAAGAGACUGUCGAACAGCCUAAACCUUCCUUUACAUUUGGAGUUGCUUCAGCAGCUACAGAUUCAGCUUCUUCUAAACCAGGGUUCAAUUUUCUAUUACAAGCCACAAGCUCGCCGGCAGCCCUCAGCACCACCACUGUGUUUGGGAGUGCCAGUUCUGCUCUCACAACUACUCCAGCAUCAACAUUUGUGUUUGGAAAGAAUAGUAUAUCUAGCAGUGGAUUUGCAAGUGGAGUGUCUGAUUCCACACCUUCUAAACCUUUUAUGUUUGGCUCUCAGGACAACAAACCCUCUACAACUCCUUCUACUGCAGCUAUUACACCCUUUAUUUUUGGAGCUGCUAAUACAUCUGCGUCAGCAACCACCUUUAAUUUUGGGUCUGCAGUCACUGGAUCAACCAGUAGUACAGCUGCACCACCUCCGUUUGUUUUUGGAUCAGGUGUUUCAAAGCCCAAUGCUACUCCUGCCUUUGGUUCUAGUCCAGUUCCUUCAUUUGGACAAGGCUCAUCCCAGCCCAGUGCCCCGUCUUUUGGCUCUACAUCAGCUUCUCUUUUCCCAGCUAGCACAUUUGGGUCUCAGGCUGCAAACAGUCAGCCUCCUCCUGCAUUUGGACAGCAACCCAAUCAGACACCUGCCUUUGGUUCAAGUGUUGCUGCUGCUUCUGGCCCAGCAGCUGGUGGCUUUCAGUUUGGCAGCACAAGCAGUUUUGGUGAAAGCAACAGCGGAGUUUUUGCUUUUGGUGGAAAUCCUGGUGCUUCUACAUCAACUGCAAAAUCGUCUCCACCAGGAGGUUUCCAGUUCAGUCAGACACCAACUUUUAAUAUUGGGACUACAAAAAGUAUGACAAGUUCAACAUCUGGACGGAAAAUCAAAACUGCUCUCAGACGCAGAAAGUAACCGAGGGUCUGAAUUGGUUGCAGAACAUGUUUUCAGAUGUUCAUGGAAAUCUCUGCUGGAUUUUUAUUCUCAUUUCUCCCCUCACCUAUUUCUACAUUUACUGACUUUAAUCAGGCCCUAAGUCUACCUGGGACAGAGUAAAGUGGGCUACCUUCAUGUCCAUGUCCUCUCUGUUAGGUGAAGGGCCAGCCAAAAGAAAACGUGGACUUGAGUGGUGGAAUGGCAUUGUUGAAAUGUCCUGCUUUGUACUGAAGUAUUUCAUCUGCACCACUAGAUAGUAUCAUUUUUCACAGCAAAACCUUUCCUUUUUUCUUUCUUGUAUUCCUUCUGCAUUUGACUGUGUAUAGACUGAAGUGUGUGCUAGUGAUCAAUGGCUGGACCUGGCUGCUAUGUGGUGCGAGAUACAGAUGGAUAUAUGAUGUGUGCUUGGCUGUCUUUGUACAGAGUUUUCACUGGGGGAGGCUUGCUUGAAAGCCCAAGGACUUGUAAACAUUUCUUUCUUUCUUUCUUUCUUUCUUUCUUUUCUUCGUUUCUUCCUGUCAAUGUUAUCUUAAUUUCCUUUUUUCACUCUCCCCCGAACCUGAUCCUUCACAAUUUUAUUAAACUUAUGUAAAUACAGAAUGAUUUUGCGCUCUAUCAUAUAAUGAUCUUUGAACUUGAAAUUUUAAUUUUUUUUUGUGUUACAGCUUCUUUUGUUUCUUUUUUGUGUUUAGAUUUUAUGUAAAUCCCAUUAUUCAGAGUUACGUAAUCCAUUUAAAAAAAAAACAAACUUUAAAGUAAAUUGGAAAUUCUUUAAAGAUAUAUGAUUAUAUUGGCUUUAAUGAUCCACUUUUGUUUGGACCAAAACCAGUAUUGUACAAAGUAUUAAGUAUAUAUAUUUUUAUAUUUGUUUUAAAUGGACUGCGGCGACUUUGGAUAAUAAGGAUUCUGUUUAUUACUAAAUUCUUGUUUACUACAAUUCGAUUAACGAUUUGAAAUCAUGAGGUAACUGCCAUCAGUAAAAAAUGUCAAUAGAAGCGUGUUUUGGUUUCCCUUGACUCUGAUGCACGUUAUUUAAAGGUGAAUCUGGGAAACAGCACAGAUCAUUGGAGUUUUAUAUAAUAAAAUGUUAACUGAUCCUACAUAA
Molecule: messenger RNA, 5480 nt
Organism: Polypterus senegalus (gray bichir)
Lineage: Eukaryota; Metazoa; Chordata; Cladistia; Polypteriformes; Polypteridae
Gene: nup153
Product: nucleoporin 153
Exons: 22
Coding region: 74-4354 (1426 amino acids)
Biological process (GO): protein import into nucleus; RNA export from nucleus
Cellular component (GO): nuclear pore
Molecular function (GO): structural constituent of nuclear pore
Source: RefSeq, a predicted model, not a curated record